CUCAUCUUCCCCCUCUCCCACACACACUUCACAGACGCCCAAUCUUCAGCGAGCAAAGCCCAGUUUACUUCAACUCCACCCCAUACAUCAACACAGUCCACCAAAAUGCCACUCUUCGGCUCCCGCAACCCCGACCCCCCAACAACAGCCACAACUCAAAAGACAACCUCAACUUCUCCCCCUGCCCGCAACCGCUCCAUCUUCUCCCGUCGUCGCUCCUCAUCCCCUUCCCUGAACUCCCCAACCACUACGACGCAGUCACACUCCCCAAAAAGGCAUUCUGGACUCCUGCACAGGCAUGCAGAGGAUGCUUCUAUCAUUGCUGCCCGCGAGCGCGUGAUGUCUGCGGAAACUGCGGAGCGGGAGGCUGACCGCGCGUUGUUUGCAGCAAAGGCGGCUGUAAGGGAAGCUAGGGAACAUGUAAAAAGAUUGGAGAGGGAGGCUGCUGAGGAAGCGCGUCUUGCGAAGAUUAAGCAGAACCAAGCUAAGGCUAUUGGAAAGCGUGGGAAGGCUCUUGGUCGCCAUGACCACUCAGUUUAAACGACCUCUAACAUUAACAUCAGCCUUCGUAGCUGUACAUCUCGGCAAUGGGCGUAAAGGACUCACUUCAACAUUCUCAUGCCACCAUUUGCGUAACCCCGCCGUCAAUGUCGACAUGAACAAUCAACACCAUAUGUACUACCACCACUACCAAAUACGAUUCAGGAAAGAGUUUCUGCGUUUCCGAAAGAGGACAUGCACCUGUGAUGUGCUCAAUACCCAACAUCUUCUUUCCUCUCAAACUUGCUUUGUUUUCCCCUUUUUUUAGGGCUGCAAUUUUCUAUAGUGCUCACUGAAGCUUUAAACCUUCAUAAUCCAUUAGUGUUGCCCUGAACGGUUUAAGCGUUAGGUGCAAGCGAGUUAUCAG
This is a messenger RNA of Lindgomyces ingoldianus, 907 nucleotides long. RefSeq lists its product as uncharacterized. The record is from RefSeq and is a predicted model, not a curated record. The transcript has 3 exons. NCBI's taxonomy places the organism in Eukaryota, Fungi, Ascomycota, Dothideomycetes, Pleosporales, Lindgomycetaceae. Bases 106 to 540 code for a protein of 144 amino acids.